Messenger RNA from Heterobilharzia americana, 1434 nucleotides. NCBI's taxonomy places the organism in Eukaryota, Metazoa, Platyhelminthes, Trematoda, Strigeidida, Schistosomatidae. The record is from the annotation of a GenBank genome assembly.
AUGAAUUUCCCUGCUAUGACGCCCUUACUUAAUGCAGAUGGCUCACGACUGUCAUCAUCAGGAGCUGCACCGUUGUUGCAAGUAAACGCAGCUGCCGCAGCCAUGGCUGCAGCCGCAGCUAUGGCAGCAAUCAAAUCUUCAGGCGCACAGUCUGUCAGCUCUCUUGCUCGUACUGGGACAUCUAAUCUCAAUUCCACAAUGAGUUCCAGAUUACCUAUACAACCGCCCGCCCUUGCUAAUAUAUUUCCAAACUUCCCGACUUCUAGCGGUUCUUUAUCACGUUUAAGUGGAUCGAAUUCUAAUGCUACUCUAUUUCCGUUUCUCCAGCAGCAGCAACUUCGUAUUUCUGGAUCAGCAGCAAGUGCUGCUGCGGGUGCUGUGCUUACACAGGCAUUGCAACAAGCUCGUAGCCUGACUAAUCCGGCCAUGGUAACUCGUUCUGGAAUAGCGAUCAAUCCUGUGGUAAAUAACGUGCCUGUAGAUGCUCAAACUAAAAGAAGUCGUUCAUGUUCUACCAGCGACAGUGCAUCCUACAGUUAUGCUCGUGAACGUAAUCCAAGGCACCGAAGAGAUGAUGGUUAUUCAGAAGCGGAGUCCCCACGGUUUGACACAACUCGACGGAUUUCACAUUCUCCGAGACGGCGUGAAACAAAUUCAAGACGUGGAGGUUAUGACAGGUCUAGAGGACAUAGAAGUCGUAGUCGAUCCAGUUCCCUACCCAUUGACCGUAAUUUAUUAAUGACUUGGGAUUAUGAUGACUACGUCCAGCAGGUUAGUCGUGGCAUGCGACCAAACAUUCACCCUGGAUUGGGUACACGUGCAGGGGGUUCAAGUGCUUAUCCACAAAAUGUUCAAAGUCAUGAAAACGACCUAAGAUAUGAAGAAAAAGUUGAUGCAUUUUUGCGAGGGAUUGGUUCCCGCCCAAGAGCUGGAGGAUAUGAUCACAACUACUCGCGCAGUCCUAGUCGUAGCUGCUCAUACAGUCCACCUUAUCCACACGGCCGUCAUCGUGAAUAUUACCGAGGUUCAUCAUCCUACUCCAGGUCUCGAUCUCCUUCGGGACGAAAUAUUCCUUUAUCUAAAGACAGACGAGCGGAAUUGGAUUCAGAUUCUUAUCGUCACCGUCCACCACCGUACAUAUCUCCUCGUCACAGAGAACGUACGAAUUCCCGCUCUCCUCGAAACUUUGCCCGCGAGCCUCCGGCACAAUGCAGAAGACCGCUUCAAACUUCUGUGGCUCAUUCCGGUGUCAAGCAGCGGCACCAGCAAGUAGAUGGUCGAGGUCCUUCACAUCAGGGACCGUCUCUCAGUGGAGGUCGCGAACAUACAGUUCAAGCAGCCGUCAUCAUAAAUAGCUUGAUAAUGUAUAUGCAAUCAAUGAUGGGCGUUCAGUGUCUCCAAUUCGUUUUGAUCUAUGUACAGAAAACAGUAUAA